AUGAAGUUGGAUAUGGAAAUCAAUCAGACUAAUGCUCUUACCAAGAUACAUCCCUGUUAUAAAAUAGAUGUUUCUUAUGUACUUGCAAUCAACCCUUCUGCAAUAUGUGCAUUGUUUCAUAUUUUCCUUGGCCUGUUAUCUGCUAUAACUGUAUGUGGAAACCUUCUCGUAAUAAUCGCCAUCAUUUACUUCAAACAGCUCCAAGAUUCUACAAACUUCCUCAUUCUCUCUCUUGCUGUGGCUGACUUACUUGUUGGAGUUUUAGUCUUUCCUCUUACCAUGGAAUUCUCUAUAACCUUUUGUCUGUACGAUGAAGAUAUAUUUUGUAAAGUACGCAGCACCUUUGAUGUAUUACUGUGCACAUGUUCUAUUCUAAACUUGUGUUGCAUUUCAGUUGAUCGAUAUUAUGCCGUGUGUCAGCCUCUGACAUACAGAGCUAAGAUAAAUAAUCACGUUGUUGCAAUCAUGAUCUUGGUUAGCUGGGGGGUUUCUAGUGUAAUUGCAAUCAGCUUCACUGUUAUAGCAAUUUACCAAGAAAAAUGUACUGCAAAAUGUAAAAUUGUUGCUUUAAUGGCAAACAUUUUGGGACUUAUUUUCUCCUUUUACCUCCCUGCAUUCGUAAUGGUGUUCAUCUACCUAAAAAUAUUCCUAGUGGCACAAAGACAAGCACGCCGCAUCCAGAACACAAAGCGUGGGGUCACUGUCAAGAUGGAGACAAAGGCCACCAAAACUCUGGCCAUUGUGAUGGGAUUGUUUUUGAUGGCUUGGCUUCCUUUCUUUCUUUGUACCACCGUUCUAUCUUUUAGUCAUGUUAAUGUGCCGCUUCCCCUGAUUGAAUUACUUAAUUGGUUUGCAUUGUCAAAUUCUACGCUCAAUCCGUUUAUUUAUGCUUUGUUCUACAGCUGGUUCAAAUCAGCGUUCAGAAUCAUCAUUUCAGGAAAGAUAUUUCAAGGUAAUUUUAAGAAUACAAACCUACACUGA
Pungitius pungitius (ninespine stickleback) is the source of this 981-nucleotide messenger RNA. RefSeq names its product trace amine-associated receptor 1-like. Gene Ontology annotation, molecular function: G protein-coupled serotonin receptor activity; neurotransmitter receptor activity. Gene Ontology annotation, cellular component: dendrite; plasma membrane. Gene Ontology annotation, biological process: chemical synaptic transmission; cell surface receptor signaling pathway; G protein-coupled receptor signaling pathway, coupled to cyclic nucleotide second messenger. The record is from RefSeq and is a predicted model, not a curated record. Bases 1 to 981 code for a protein of 326 amino acids. The transcript has a single exon. NCBI's taxonomy places the organism in Eukaryota, Metazoa, Chordata, Actinopteri, Perciformes, Gasterosteidae.